AUGAACAAAAACAUGGAGCAGAAGCCAAGAAGAAGCGAGGGCCAUGACAAGCUCUUCAAAGUCCAUCUCAUUAUAGACGCACUUCGACAGAACCUAAAACUGGCGCCACCCGAAGAUAAGCAAAGCAUCGAUGAGCAAAUCAUACCGGUCAAGGGCUGCAGCCAGAUGAAGCAGUACUUCAAAGCGAAGCCACACAAAUGGGGCUACAAGGUGUUCACGAGGGCAUGCAGUGGGGACUGUCAGGUCAAACCGAACUGUAGGAUGUCCCUUGCUGUGGACUCUGAGCUAAAAAAUCAAGGUAGGAGUGCCGUGGACUACAAACUAGAUGCUAAAAGUGGGGUUCAAGUCGUCAAGUGGCUCGACAAUAAAACUGUCCAGUUGGUGUCAAGUUACGCUGGUGUUCAGCCUACGGACACGUGA
Molecule: messenger RNA, 420 nt
Organism: Ixodes scapularis (black-legged tick)
Lineage: Eukaryota; Metazoa; Arthropoda; Arachnida; Ixodida; Ixodidae
Exons: 2
Coding region: 1-420 (139 amino acids)
Source: RefSeq, a predicted model, not a curated record